Molecule: messenger RNA, 3573 nt
Organism: Lichtheimia ornata
Lineage: Eukaryota; Fungi; Mucoromycota; Mucoromycetes; Mucorales; Lichtheimiaceae
Product: calcium-translocating P-type ATPase, PMCA-type
Exons: 5
Coding region: 1-3573 (1190 amino acids)
Biological process (GO): calcium ion transmembrane transport; intracellular calcium ion homeostasis
Cellular component (GO): membrane; intracellular membrane-bounded organelle
Molecular function (GO): ATP hydrolysis activity; ATP binding; P-type calcium transporter activity
Source: RefSeq, a predicted model, not a curated record
AUGGCGAACGAACAUCAGUCGCCAUCUCCUAAUUCCGAUGCUCAGCGACUAUCAGCACUAUCGACUCGCCAAGAUGCUCUACACAGUGAGGAUCCCACAUUGAUUUCAUCAACAACGCCUGUGCCGUCAACGUUGCAAGAGAAGCAUUCUAGCAUUGGAGCAGACCAUGUCAAGCUUGAUUUGAACGAUCACCUGACGCCACACAAUGAUUCCAGCAACCUAUUUGCAUUUGUACCAUCGCAACUAUCCGCGUUAAUGGAUCCAAAGAACCUGCCCUUGUUACACGCCUUUGGAGGUUUGCAAGGUGUCGCAAAGGGUUUGCAUGUGGAUCUGCAAACAGGCCUUGUGCCAAACCAAAAGAUCCAAAAUCAUGUGACCUUGAAUGAUUUGCAACCACCCGCCACAUCCACUUCAAAUACAGGUCCACCUGAACCCCGCAUUCGCCAUCGCUCAAUGACAGUCCUCAGUACAGCCACAGGUGCCACAAGAACUGAACCCGCCACUGCUUUCCCUCAACGUGUGGCUGUCUUCGGUGAUAAUGUUUUGCCUGAAGUAAAGGCAAAGAGUAUCUUCCAACUCAUGUGGAUGGCUUUUCAAGAUAAAACUCUUAUCUUGCUUACCAUUGCUGCCAUUGUUUCAUUGGGUGUUGGUCUCUAUGAAGAUAUCGCUGUGCCUGAAUACGAUUCCAUGGGCAAUCGGAUACCCGGUGUCAAGUGGGUGGAAGGUGUAGCCAUUCUUGUGGCUGUCAUCAUUGUCGUCCUUGUCGGCAGUGUCAAUGAUUUUCAAAAGGAACGCCAAUUCCGCAAAUUGAAUGCCAAAAAGGAAGAUCGUGCUGUCAAGGGCACACGUGAUGGUGUCAUUAGCAUGGUUUCUGUACAUGAUAUCCAAGUCGGUGAUAUUUUGCAUCUUGAACCUGGUGACAUUGUUGCUGCCGAUGGUAUCUUUAUCGAAGGCCACAACCUCAAAUGUGACGAAUCAGCUGCCACCGGUGAAUCUGAUGCUGUACGAAAGCAAAAUUGGGAAACAUGCUAUCGUCUUGCCCAUCCAUCUCCCAAGGAAUCAUCAUCUGAAUUGGACUUGAUCAACAAAUCAGCCAAGCCAGCCACUGAAAGCAAAUCAAAACCUGAUCCAUUCAUCAUCUCUGGUGCCAAGGUGCUUGAAGGCGUAUGCACAUACAUGGUUACAGGUGUAGGCGUCAACUCUUACUAUGGUCGCACCAUGAUGGCAUUGAGAUCAGAACCUGAAAGCACUCCUUUGCAAGAAAAGCUAAACCACCUCGCCGAAGUCAUUGCCAAACUUGGCUCAGCUGCUGGUUUACUCAUGUUGAUUGUCUUGUUGAUCCGCUAUUUCGUCACUUGGAAAGAUGGUGUUCCAGACCAAGCUACAGACAUUGUCAUGGACAUUAUGAAGAUUCUCAUUGUUGUUGUCACCAUUGUUGUCGUUGCUGUACCUGAAGGAUUACCACUUGCUGUAACACUGGCUCUCGCUUAUGCUACACAACGUAUGCUCAAGGACAACAACCUCGUUCGUGUACUCGCAGCAUGUGAAACCAUGGGCAAUGCAACCACCGUAUGCUCUGAUAAAACGGGUACAUUGACGCAAAACAAGAUGGCUGUAGUGGCUGGCACGCUUGGCGCUUCAUUCCGAUUCCUUAAGGAGGCACCCAGUGAUCGUGAAGACUUGCAUGAUAUCAAUCAAGUGGAAGAAAAGGCUCCAAAACAAGUGCUCAACAUGUUGAACCAAUCCAUUGCUCUCAAUUCAACUGCAUUUGAAGGCAAAGAUGAAAACGGCCAAGAUUGCUUUGUCGGCAACAAGACCGAAACGGCCCUUUUACAAUUCUCUCGUGACAUUGGUUCAGAGCACUAUGAUUCUAUCCGUAAUGCCUAUGCUGUGGAACAAGCUUUCCCUUUCAGCUCGGAGCUCAAGGCAAUGGCCACUGUUGUACGAAUUCAAGAUCCCAAUGAUUCAAGUCGCACCAUCUAUCGUGCUCAUAUCAAGGGUGCUUCAGAGAUUUUAUUGGAGCGAUGUUCAUCGAUUGUCAGCUUGCAGCCCAACAACUAUCGUGACGCCACCCAUCCACAUGAUGUACGCACACGCAAACUCACGUCUGAAGAUCGCACACGCCUUGAAAACAUUAUCCAAAGCUAUGCCACUCGCAGCUUGCGUACCAUUGGUAUCGGUUAUCGUGACUUUGAACAAUGGCCACCAGCCAACAGCAUCCAAGUGGGUGAUGAAAUUGAAGUUCCUUUUGAUGACUUGGUACAAGAUUCACAAGUGACUUUGCUUGGCAUUGUGGGUAUUGAAGAUCCAUUGCGUCCUGGUGUCAAAGAAGCUGUCAAGGAUUGUCAACAAGCAGGCGUGUUUGUUCGUAUGGUGACAGGUGAUAACCUGACUACAGCCAAAAGCAUUGCCAAACAAUGCGGCAUCUACACCACGGGUGGCGUUGUCAUGGAAGGUCCCGUUUUUCGUAACUUGCCACCUGCAGAGAUGGAUGCCAUUUUGCCACGUCUACAAGUCCUCGCACGUUCCAGCCCUGAAGAUAAGCGUAUUCUUGUGAGCCGUUUACGCGACUUGGGCGAUGUGGUGGCUGUUACCGGUGAUGGUACCAAUGAUGGUCCUGCUCUCAAGAUGGCUGAUGUUGGUUUCUCCAUGGGUAUUGCUGGUACUGAAGUGGCCAAAGAAGCAUCCAGUAUCAUUCUUAUGGAUGACAACUUUUCAAGUAUCGUCAAGGCUAUUGCAUGGGGUCGCUGUGUCAAUGAUUCCGUCAAAAAAUUCUUGCAAUUCCAGCUUACUGUCAACAUCACCGCUGUCGUGCUCACCUUUUUGUCAUCCGUUGUCAGUGAGAACCAAAAAUCAGUACUCACAGCUGUUCAGCUGCUGUGGGUCAAUCUUAUCAUGGAUACCUUUGCUGCAUUGGCUCUUGCCACUGAUCCACCCACUCCCGAACUCCUGCAACGUAGCCCUGAAGCUCGCUCCAGUCCGCUGAUCACGUUCAAGAUGUGGAAAAUGAUUAUUGGACAAGCCAUUUUCCAGAUUGUCGUCAUGAUUGUAUUGCUUUACAGCAACGUGCUUGAAUACCCAACGGAGAGCCCACUCUUGCAAACAGUGGUUUUCAACACGUUUGUCUUUUGCCAAAUCUUUAACGAAAUCAACUCUCGUUGCAUCGACAGCAAUCUUAAUGUGUUCAAGAACAUGUUCGCCAACAAGUUCUUCAUCAUCAUUUUCGUUAUUUGCGUCGCUGGCCAAGCACUUAUUGUCAACUUUGGCGGUGCUGCAUUCCAAGUGACACCUAUUGAUGGCAUCCAUUGGCUUAUCUCCGUUGCUGUGGGCUUCUUGUCAUUGCCUAUCGGUCUUGUGAUUCGCUUGAUUCCCGACAAUGUCUUUGCAUUUAUCCUUGUCAAGCGUAGUGCUCGUGAACGAUACCUUGGCCAUGCACAAAAGGUUCCUUCCAUGUAUAUGGCAGGUAACGAGCGCCUAUCAUGGAAUGCAAAGCAUCAUCAAGAUACUUUUGAGGAGGAGAACCAAUACACACAAUACUCGUACACGUCGCGGUCAUUCCAUCAGCACGACUAA